Malassezia globosa CBS 7966 is the source of this 1119-nucleotide messenger RNA. RefSeq lists its product as uncharacterized. The record is from RefSeq and is a predicted model, not a curated record. Gene Ontology annotation, biological process: GPI anchor biosynthetic process. The transcript has a single exon. NCBI's taxonomy places the organism in Eukaryota, Fungi, Basidiomycota, Malasseziomycetes, Malasseziales, Malasseziaceae. The coding region runs from base 1 to 1119 and encodes 372 amino acids. Gene Ontology annotation, cellular component: endoplasmic reticulum.
AUGUUGCCUAUGCAUACGCCACAAGAGCAGGAGCGUGACGCACGCUCCCAGCGAGCAUCACUAAGAAUCGUAGAGAGAGACGGAGACAAACCACUCCGUGAGAGUCUACGCUCGCGUGGUGUGACAAUUGUCACCCCUAAUGCGAAUGCCACUGAGAGCGUUCAAAUGAAUCAGACGACCUUGACACCUCAGCAAGCCGCAGAAAUCACGCCCUCUCUGUGGUCGACGAGGGAGUUUUACGCAUAUUAUGUGGCAGCUAUGAUUAUCAUACCAUACAUGAUCUAUGUACCGAUCUAUUUGAGCUCUGACAAGCGCCCUGAAUACCCUCGAUAUGCUAAUCGUUUGGUCAAGGGAUGGAUGGGUGGUCGGCUUCGCGAUGACAGUGACCACCAGUACCGCUUACUACGGAAAAAUGGAGUAAUUCUUAUGGCAGUGAUGACUGUUUAUGCCUUGCUAUCACACUGCAUUCGUUGGAUUGCUCAGCAAUGUAGGAACACUGUGUAUGCGAAACGCAUUCGUCUAGCGUUUCUGGGCGUGACUGGUCUUGUAUUUGUGACAGCACUGCACGGCGCAAAUGUAAUAAAACUGUUGCUUAUUGCGCUACUCAAUUAUGUGAUUGCGAGUAGUGCAGCAUGGCUUCCCCCAGCUGUCGUGACUUGCGCCGUAUGGAUGUUUAAUGGUGCUGUCCUGUUUCUGGUCUUUUAUACCAAUGGUGCACCGUACAAAACACUCUCACUUUCUCUUGCAUGGCUCGAUGAGCAUCCGGGACUGAUUCACAGAUGGUACAUCAGCUACAAUUUUACAAUGCUGCGCCUUGUGAGCUUUGCGAUGGAUUAUGUUUGGGCACGUAGCAGCCGGCACCAGCCAGUCUCUGCAGGCUCAGCGGGACGCGAGUCUAAAGUGCUGUCGUCAAAAGACCGAGCCACAUGGCCACAUGCACUAUCCAGUUAUACGUUCGUCACCCAAAUUACCUAUCUGUUCUACCCGCCGCUGUUUAUCGCCGGCCCACUUAUGACAUUCAAUGACUUUUACGCGCAGAUGUGUAAGCCUUUACACAUUCCAUUACGAGUCAUUGCUGGGUACGCAUUACGAUGCCAUCGUAUCGGUCUUGUCGAUUGA